Fusarium verticillioides 7600 is the source of this 219-nucleotide messenger RNA. RefSeq lists its product as hypothetical. The record is from RefSeq and is a predicted model, not a curated record. NCBI's taxonomy places the organism in Eukaryota, Fungi, Ascomycota, Sordariomycetes, Hypocreales, Nectriaceae. The coding region runs from base 1 to 219 and encodes 72 amino acids. The transcript has a single exon.
AUGUCCCUACCGGAACAUCAGAUCAUGGCCAUACCGUCCCCUGGGGAAUUUCUCAAGGGCGUCUGGACUGGUACAAUACGAUUCAGAACGUCCAAACACCCUAACAUCAACCAAUGUGUCUUGACUUCUCCCGAUCAGUUCCUUGCGGAUAGUAAGAAGAUGCUCACACGCGCAGAAGGAGCCCGAGGGUUUGCUAGGAGGCUCUUUGGAAAGUCUUGA